Paramisgurnus dabryanus is the source of this 3645-nucleotide messenger RNA. It is a transcript of the gene tnfsf10l, whose product is annotated as TNF superfamily member 10, like. NCBI's taxonomy places the organism in Eukaryota, Metazoa, Chordata, Actinopteri, Cypriniformes, Cobitidae. The record is from RefSeq and is a predicted model, not a curated record. Gene Ontology annotation, cellular component: membrane. Gene Ontology annotation, molecular function: tumor necrosis factor receptor binding. Gene Ontology annotation, biological process: immune response.
GGAAACAGUAGGAAAGGAGUUAAGGAGCUCUUCAGCAGCUGAAGUAUACCUUGAGAAACUUUGAGACUCAACCCUUCAGUGUGUAACACACUUCGCGCGCACUGCACUACUCCUACAGUCAGUGUAUGCGAGUGUCGAGCAGGCUCUCCCACGGUCACUCUGCGCUUAGAAGAAGGACUUUACUCACCGUCCCGUCGCAGACUCGUAUUUGUUUGUCACUAACUCGUAUUAAACUCACGUCUUAGGAAUGCCAUGGCUACUCAUAAUAACCAGGAUUACUUUCGGUCGGUCAGCAGCGAGUCCACCACAUACAUGAUGGUUCCUGCGAACGGCCGCGUUCGAGAGUCGCCUUCAAAGUUAUGGAUCGCAAUGGUCGUGAUCGUGGUGGUCGUGCUGCAGAUCGCCUCAACCACCGGGCUUUUUGUCUACUUAAACAUGUCUUUAUCGCAUGUUAAGAAUCAGGGGGUCACAGAAGAGCUGCGGUGCCUGGGUUUGCUCAACGCUCUUGAUAAAGACAGGGACAUUCCUGAAGACCUGGCUCAACUGUUCGGAGAGCCCUGCAUCAAACUAGCUGAGGGGAUCAAGGCCUAUAUCUCCAAGGUUACGGACAGCAUCAUCUCCAAACAAGCUUUACACGAGGCGAGAGCCAUGCCGCAUGCAUACAAUACAUCAGGGUCAAAAUUCAUGACCACUGUGACGCAACGACCAUCAGCCCACCUGACUCUCAGCAGUCUCCCAGGUGGUGCUCAGUAUUCCACCCCUCAGCCGGAUCUUCACCAGUCCUGCCGCCACCCAGUACGUUCCUGGGCCAAUCAGAGCUUCGGUGCCCAUCUUCACAACAUGACGCUGACCAACGGGCGCCUUCGCGUACCCCAGGACGGCCGCUACUACCUUUACUCCCAGGUGUACUUCCGCUACCCCUCUCCCACCGACGGAGAUCACAGCGUCAGCCACCAGCUAGUCCAGUGUAUCUAUAAGAAAACGUCCUACCUGCGGCCCAUUCAGCUUCUGAAAGGAGUAGGGACCAAAUGUUGGGCGCCCGAGGCCGAAUACGCCCUUCAUUCGGUGUACCAGGGAGGCCUGUUUGAGCUGCGAGCGGGCGAUGAGGUUUUCGUCUCUGUCUCUUCCCCCACAAUGGUGUACGGCGAGGACUCUUCUAGCUACUUUGGAGCUUUCCGGCUGGAUUUAUAAGGAAUUACAGCGGGAGUACAUUACCCAGAAUGCACUGGGUGGGUCGCAACCCAAAGAAAAAGACAAAUCAUUUCAUUGGUUAAUUUUCCUUUCUAUUGAAUAUGUGAAGGAUGUAUGAACGAGUGACAUUCGGACACUUCGGUUACUUCUUUUUUAAAGACAGAGGAAUGUAUAUAUAUAAUGUGUAUGUGUAAUCACAUCAAAGAUGUGAAUCGUGGAAACGGUAGCAAAAACAAACAAGAGGAAAGCACAGAGCAACAUGAACAAAUCUGUGCCAAUGGUGUAUAUGUUUAGCGUGAGAACUCCAGUCUCUCUCUCGUCGGCCGUAGGGGAAUGUUUCCGUGUACAGCAGAUUUUUAAAAAUAGAGAACGAUGACAGCGGGAAUGCGGAGGAAAGAAUGAGGAGAUGGGAAGUAUGUGGCUCUACCAGCCUCAAAUGAGCAUCCUGGCAGGUUGCAGAACUGUGGAAUUCCUGUCCAGUCGAACCAGUGGAGCGGCAUGCCCUCAAAAAGACUCAAAACAUGCACACAAACACAGGAGAAUUCCCCAUUGUGCAUAUACAACAACAUCUACACACAUUCCCAUUUCUGCUUUCCACACAUGCAACUCGCAUAUAAGAUAAAGCAGACUUCAGAUAAAUGAGAGACGCGCAUAUGUUUAGUCUCCAGUUAGGAUGCGAAUCACGUAACAGACGUUGUCCAAUUUUCUUUCACUUUAACAAGACGCAGACACACCUGCACACACACAAACUCAGUCUCCCUCUGCUGACCGGUCAAGGGUGCCGGAGGAAAUAUUGUUAGGGAGGGAAAGGUUAAAUAAACACAACACCACGCCCACAGUCAUACAAUGCCUUGUUUUUGCCUUAUUGCACACACAGAUAAACACACAAGCACAGACACACCUCCUCAGUGCCCUGGAAAUACACUACAUACGCUUUCUCUCUGGUUGGUUCAACCGGUGUAUAUAUUGUAUUUAAUUGUGAGGUUUGGAAAUGAAUGUAUAAGCGUAGUAAUGCUGGCUUUUCUUCUUAGGUUUUAUAAAUCAAACACUCUGAGCCUGGUAAUGUAAAUUUACAAACUGCUUUACAAACCGAUGUCAUCUAUCUGAAACCAGCACUGAGACAAAUGAUAAAAGGCCAGAUUUUCUGAGAAAACGUGUUUGUUUCGAGAAGAGGAGAGGGUGGGGUAAUCAUUUUCCACUGUCAAAAAAUCGGCUUUUCUUCACUCUGAACCCCAGUUUCUCUGAUAAAAUCGGAGAGCUAAAGACCGCUGCCAAAACAAUGUCUUCUUAAAUCACAUUAUACAGAAUACAGCGCCGAUUUAUAGGUUUUGGGGCAUUUAGCUCUCGACAUAAUGUUAGUUACUUCAUUCUUCAACGCUAUCUGUGAUUUGUUUGGUACUUGGAACUAGAUUUAAUCCGAAUGGGAAAGGUGUGAAGUUUCCCUUUUUUGCAAGUACUUUUUUUCAUGUAACUUUGAACACUAUAUGUUGUCAAAUAGACUGCCACCAAAUUCCUUCAAAUAAGAUGUGCAAUGUUUUUAAUGAUGUUUUUCCUAUUAGGGAAUGUGAUGUCGGAUACCACUAGGUUUGCUUUUCUAUAUGUAUAGUAAUACCUUAGGACUGUUAUGAAAGCAUCCACAGUUUCUUUUUACAUUCUCAUCAGCCCUUUAAAAGGAAAUGAUACCUGAAUUAAGAGUUAAAGCCAUACAUAGCCACUACAUAAUGCAGAGAUCCCAAGAGUCGAACAGUUACGAACACACGAGAAGUCCAAAUAAUCCGAGCACUUCACGCUAAGCCGGCCGAUUAGCUCCGUCAGUUCCUCCAGGCUGUCCGAGGUCCGGGUAUGCGAGUGUGUACGUGUUGAAAUACGUACUCCACAACAUGAAGGUCGUGGUGGGGUGAGGGGUUGGCAGGAAAGAGAAAUAUGGCUAAAUUCCAAUGGAUCUAGAUAGAUUACAGGGGGUCUUACCCGCUAAACCGCACCAAAGCAGCACAACAGGGAGGAUGAAUGCAUUUAAGGUGCGUUUUCUUAAUGAAUUGCCUGAAGCGUUUGAUCUAAUGGUUUGCAUGCCCACUUUAAAUAAACUCUCACCGAGCUCUGCUGAGACUUAACAGGACUGCUGUGAAAAACUUAAGGGGGGGUUGAACAUAUCGAAAUCCAGUGAGCAACAUGAACUGUCAGUCCAAACAAAAAGACUAUUGUUUUUCCUUUUCCAGCGAGAGCCAUUAUACGUAUUUUUUUAUACUUGUUACGUUCUCUGUUCACCAAUCUGUGGGUUUUCUAAAAUGUUCCUUUUAAUGUUAUACACUGUUUACAAACGUCGUGCCUCCUUCUUGGUAAGAAUGUACGGACAUCUCUCUUUUUUUUUAAGUAGGUUUUUUACAGCGUCUGUGUCCUUAAAACAUGUUUGAGGUAUCACUUCCGAAAAUUAAAGUGCCUUUUUUGAGUCAUGAA